AUGACAAUCUUUGAUAGCGACGAAGAAGAGUUAGUUACUACUCUCAGUGAUUUCGAACCACCAGUUCAAAUUGAUACUUCAUUCAAUAAAUUUAUUGUAGUUGAUAAUAUUCCAGUUGCACCAGAGGCAAAACACGAGAAAUUGAAAUCUAUUUUAGUUAAAAUCUAUCAAAAUAGACCAGGUGCUGAAGUUGUUGGUAUUCAUUUAGCAUUAGAUGCUCAAAGAAAUACUAAAGGUUUUGCAUUUAUUGAAUAUUCAAAAAAAGAAUCAGCAAUUGAUGCAGCAACUUCAUUAAAUAAUUAUCCAUUAGAUAAAUCACAUACAUUAAAAGUUAAUUUAUUAGAUGAUUUUAGCAAAUUUGCCAAUUUUGAAGAAACUUAUAAACCACCAACUAGAGAAGAUUUUAAACCAAAACCAAAUUACAAUCAAUGGUUAUCAGAUCCAAAAGCAUUGAAAGGUUAUGACCAAUUUGUAACACGUUAUGGUGAUUAUACAGAUAUUUGUUGGAAUGAGAUGCAUGUUGGUAAACCAAUGGUAGAGAAAUCAUCGGUUUCAUUGACCUCAUCAUACGUUCAAUGGUCAAACACUGGUAGUUAUUUAGUUACAUUCCACCCAGACGGCAUUGCUUUGUAUGGUGGUAAAGAUUGGAUUCAAGUGAAUCUUUUCGAACAUCGUGGUGUUCAAUUGGUAGAUUUCUCACCAGAGGAUAAAUAUUUGAUUACAUUUGCACCAAUUGCAUCCGAUAAUCCAAACUCACCAAAAUCCAUCGUAGUAUGGGAUGUACGUAGUGGCAAGAAGUUGAGAUCAUUCUUGGCCCCACCAAAGGAGCAAUUCACAUGGCCAGCCUUCCAAUGGUCCGCCAAGGAUAAAUACAUUGCACGUAUCGAACAGUUGGAGAAGGGUAUCAACAUCUAUGAAACUCCAUCAAUGAAUCUUUUAGAUGAUAAAAUUUUCGAAGUCAAAGGUAUCAAAGAUUUCAGUUGGUCACCAACCGAUUUAUCAUUGGCCUACUUUGUACCAGCAAAUGAUCCAUUACCAGCAAAGAUCUGUCUCGUUGAGAUGCCAUCCAAGAAACUCCUCGCCGAAAAGAGUAUUUGGGGUGCCACCGACGCCCGUUUCCAUUGGCAAAAUGAAGGUGCUUAUCUUUGUGUAAAGACCGAUAAAGUUGCCACUGGUAAGACCAAAAAAGAAAAGAUUCCAACCACUAGCUUUGAACUCUUCCGUACUCAUGAACCAAACGUACCAAUUGAAUCCUUUGAAAUUCAAUACGCAAUCAAAGCCUUCUCUUGGGAACCAAGAGGCAAGAGAAUUUGUAUCAUUCAUGGUGAAUUCAAGAUGAACAUGUUUGUUAGUUUCUUUGAAGUUCAAAAAACAAGUGUUAAACUCAUUAGUAAAUUAGAGAAUCGUAAAUUGAAUACCAUCUUUUGGUCACCACGUGGUACUUUGGUAUUAUUGGCCAAUUUGGGUGACACUGGUGAAUUGGAAUUCUACAACACUCAAGACUGUGAAUCCUAUGGCACUCAAGAACAUCUCCAAUGUACUGGUGUCGAUUGGAAUCCAUCUGGUCGUUAUGUUACCACCUUUGUUAGUCAUUGGAAGGUUCAAACCGAUACUGGUUUCAACAUUUGGUCAUUCAAUGGUGAUCUCGUCUACUCUGUACUCAAGGAUCGUUUCUUCCAAUUCAAUUGGCGUCCAAGACCAAAAUUCAUGCUCACCAAUAAAGAAAUCAAUCAAAUCAAACAAAACAUCAAAAAAUAUCAAGAGAAAUUCGAUAAACAAGAUGAAGAUGAUAAUAAAGCCAUUCAACAUAUUGAACAAACUCGUCUUGAUAAUUUAAUGAAAGAAUUUUUAUCUUUCCUUCAAAAAGGUGAACAAGAAUAUCAAGCACUCGAACCAACUAGAAAACAACUUGGUUCUUAUGAAGAUAUUGAUCCAAAUGAUAUCUAUGAAUCAAUUGAAACAAUUGAAGAACUUAUUGAUAUUAAAACUAUUGUUUUAAAGAAAAUAAAUUAA
This is a messenger RNA of Dictyostelium discoideum AX4, 2013 nucleotides long. It is a transcript of the gene eIF3s9, whose product is annotated as RNA-binding region RNP-1 domain-containing protein. The record is from RefSeq and is a predicted model, not a curated record. Bases 1 to 2013 code for a protein of 670 amino acids. NCBI's taxonomy places the organism in Eukaryota, Evosea, Eumycetozoa, Dictyosteliales, Dictyosteliaceae. The transcript has 3 exons.